AUGUCUGCCAGAAAACGCCUCGCGGAAGAGGACGCUCCUCCACAGCCACCUGCGAAAUCUCGUCGUGACUCGAGUGACGAUUUGACGUUGCAAAAUCGUACCAAGGCUGACCAGGAAGAGGACCACGGUCUGAAUGCACAGCAAACACCUGGCGAGGUCCAUAUCUACACGAUAAAGCUAUACUCCCGAAAGAAAGCGCUGAGUAAUGAUCCUCACCCACAUGCCAACGAUAACAACGACGAUGCUCAUCUCAUUCGGAGUCAUCCACGUGAGCGACAAGAAAACGUCAGAGUACCCUGUGCCCCAACUUCGACCGAAGAAGAGCUAUCGAGUCAGGCUUCCGAAACCGAAGCAAACGUCAAAAUCGAAUACGUGGACGACAACUACGUCAGGUAUGAUGAUAUCGGCUGUUCCGAGUGGUUGGAGCCAGUCAAUGUGUCCGUCACCACCGUGCGUGGCCUUUCUGUUGGCGAACAAAUUGGAUACUGCAGGGCCAAGCUGGUCAGAAAGGAGAAGAUACGGACUCGUUUCCACGAGAGUAUGAGGAAGCCAAUAUUCGAGCUCGUUUUGCUGGCCUUUGAUCUUUUUGACAGAUACGGGAGACUCAUUCACGAUUACAAACAUCAUCCUGUCCGCAAAGGUUCUGGUAUCUGGGGCACAGAACUAGACAGGCGGGAUAUCCUGCUGAUCGAAUAUGUACACGUCGAUGAGCGGCACCGAGGACAAGGUAUCGGUGUAAGCAUGCUCGGCAUCCUACGUGAUGUUGUCAGCCAUAAAGCGAGGAACGGAGACUUUGUUACCAUCGUGUGGCCUGAGUCGCCGAAAGAAUCUCGGUUUCCCCAGAUUAUGGAGUACCUCAUAGGAUCCUCAAUAGGAAUAAGCAUUGCCGACGACCCAGAUCUUGCGAGGAUCAAAUGA
Molecule: messenger RNA, 918 nt
Organism: Exophiala viscosa
Lineage: Eukaryota; Fungi; Ascomycota; Eurotiomycetes; Chaetothyriales; Herpotrichiellaceae
Exons: 2
Coding region: 1-918 (305 amino acids)
Source: RefSeq, a predicted model, not a curated record